Insectozyma verbasci is the source of this 906-nucleotide messenger RNA. The record is from the annotation of a GenBank genome assembly. Lineage: Eukaryota; Fungi; Ascomycota; Pichiomycetes; Serinales; Debaryomycetaceae.
AUGAAAAGCGUAAUACCCUUAGCUCGUAGUUUCUCAACUACCAUUUGUAGGUUGAAACCAUUAUAUCUUAAUCCACAUGCAUGGAAGGAUUUACCAGCAGAUCAAAUUUUUGAAUUACAUGAAACAAGAAAGAAAUAUUUAGGUGAUGCAUAUAAUCCAACAAAUGAAGAACGAACAGCUAUAUUAUCUACUGUUUCAUCAUUAGUUAAAAAUCAACCUACUUUAGAUUAUGCAUAUGAGAUUGAAAAUUUUAAAGAAAGAUUAAUGAAUAAUACACCAAUGAAAGAUCGAGGAAAACCACAAAAAUUAAAUAAUCAAUUUGUUAUAGAUAAUGGAGCAAUACCCCAUAAUCAACGUAGAAUUGAGAAUUUAAAUAGAGUAGCUGCUUUUGAAAUCCCAUUAUUAGCUAAAUAUAGACAACCAUAUCAACCAAAACCAAAAUAUCAAACCCCAUUGAAAUUAAUUUAUCAAUCUGAUUUUUCAAAUGAGACUAAUUCACAAUAUAAUAGACUUGUGAAACUAGAAGUUAAAUUAAGGGAUCUUGAAUUGGAUUUAAAGCAAGAAUAUAAAUUUAAAGUCUUAGCUGGUAAACAUUUCAAUCAUGAUUUAAAUACAUUUAAAUUGAAAAGUGAUAGACAUGCAGAAGUUGCACAAAAUGUAAACUACCUAGUUUCUACAUUUAAUAAAUUAUUAACUGAAGCUAAGGAUUUAACUGAUGAUAUGAGUGAUGUACCAUUAGAUAAACGUCAUAUGAAGACUAUAAUUGGUAAAAAACAACCACAAUUUCCUAAAGAAUGGGAAAAACAAGAAGAUGCUCCAGUUAAAAGACAUAGAAUAAUUGAACAUUUAAUUAAAGAACGAACAAGAACAGUUGAUGAAUCAUUUAUUAAUAGUUUAUCACCAUAA